Molecule: messenger RNA, 4269 nt
Organism: Linepithema humile (Argentine ant)
Lineage: Eukaryota; Metazoa; Arthropoda; Insecta; Hymenoptera; Formicidae
Gene: cmb
Product: AF4/FMR2 family member lilli
Biological process (GO): intraciliary transport involved in cilium assembly; centrosome cycle; microtubule anchoring at centrosome
Cellular component (GO): centrosome; centriole; ciliary basal body
Source: RefSeq, a predicted model, not a curated record
CAAUGUGUGAGCGUCAUUAAUAAACACUUUUCCAAAAAAAAUAUGAUAUCAGAAGUCUGCAGACACAAUGCAGAAGUUGAGUAGCAUUUAAAAAUGGCCGCAGUAUUGGUUUGUUAGAAAACGUUACGAUUGCUGUUAAAGUUACGGCGGAUAGUGUCAUCGCAAUCAUCGCAGUUAAUACGUCAAUGGCCUGUCUUAUUUAUAGUACACAUCUUAUUCUUUCAAUUGGUUUGCCAAGUAUUUUGACGUAAGACGUCAGUCGAAUGCGAUUUCGCAUUACCGAAAUGCACUUAUUGCGAGAAUCGCGAGAUCGCAUGUCGUGCUGAUCUCGCUUUGUCGUUCGUUGAAACGUAAGAAUUUCGUGCCGCUCGCGAAAGUCUCGCCUACUCUCUCGUGUCAUUUCCAGGUAAAUAAGAUACGUGUUUAGACGUGUGAUUAUCGUGAUCGUUGCUUUGAGGUUAGUACGCGCUACUACGAGUUACGGAAUCGAGUGUGCGUAAUUUAUAUCCGUUGGUGAAAGCCGUACACGAGCGGCAAGAAAACAACGAUGUCGCCCGGAAUUAACGGCGAUGGUCCCCGCAACACGGGCACCUUGCCGAAAAACAAUCGCAGAAACGAUAGAAACCGAGAACAGUCCGUUCAGCACCAGAUCGCAAAUCGUUUGAUGUCUCAUAGCCAGGAACAGUAUUGUAACAAUUUGUUUCAACUGGAGUGGCAGUCACUGAACGAGCGUGAACGUGAACCAAGAGCAUCAAGAGCAGCAAAGAAUAGUAACACAAGAUCAGCUUCCUCUUUACCAUUUUGCUCAUACUUUCCUACAUACCAAGAUUUAUCCGACUGUUCAUCACACAGCUCAGGAAGGCAGUGCAAUUACACUCCAGAAGAAUACAUAUCUUGGCCAAAAAUGGUGCUGCCUACUGACCCUAGAACUCAAUCACCACCACGAAUGCAAUCAGGCACCAAACCUUCUAACGUGAAUAAAAUGCCUGACAGAAGUCAAGUAGAAAGCCGCUUAAACCAGAUCAGGGACUAUAUUAGAUCCACUGCAACAAUGAUGGAUUCUCUCAGUCAGUCUUCCGAUCCUCGCGCACAAGCCCAGCAUGAAAAAUUAACUAGACUGGUGGAGGAUCUGCACGAUAGUGAGAUAAAGCUGUCUAAAUUAUUGGAACAAUAUCAUAAUCACGAAAUUUCUGAUGAGAACGGUGAAAACGGAAGAGAAGACGUUGAUGAAGGCGGCGAUGCUGGUAGAGAGAUGCACUUACGGAGGAAUAUGGAAGAAUAUCAGACCAAGCUCGCACAAUUACAAGAACAUCAAGCUAGCUUAGUGGGCAUGCAGAUACGCGUCAGAGAAAGAUUAAACGAGGCGCGUCAAGCUCAACAAAUACUUUUGCAACAAGAAAAUCAAAAUACAUCGAAUACUGCUACAUGGGAAAGCAACCGCGCACCUUCAACAGGUCCUGCUAAUGUUGAGCAACUUGAGUCGGAAACAGCGGUUCUUAGAGGAAAGUUAGCGCAACUUCAGACAAAGAAAAAGCACAUGGAUCACUUGGUAGCGGAACUACAAGCCAUAGAAUCAUCCGAUAGAGGCAGUUGUAGUUCCGAAGGCUCAAGAAACACAAUAAGAGAUAAAGCCGCAGAAUUAGAAGCGAUGAAAGCACAGCUUGCGCAUAUAAAGGCUCUAAUGGAAGAUGGCGUAAGAAUUCGCGACUCUGUAGAUUCAACUUCCGAACCUGAGCAAGAUAUGGACGUGAACGGAGAAAGUGCAGUAGAUAUGAUUACUGAAGAUGUGUCAAACAUCUCAUUCGAAUGCCGAAGCGACGGUGACGACAUCGGUCAUGGAAAGUUUCGAAAUUCUAUACCGACACUUGAAGAUAUACAGAAUGUGACACGAGAGCUUAAAGAACAAUCUGUCUUGCUUCAAGCCACGCGAGCCGAAUUGCAACGUUUAAAACAACCAUUAUCCGCAGCUGCCCAUCCUACUUCUUCGUCUUCCUUCUCAUCUUCCAGUCCGCCUCCAGCGCUUAUACCUUUAAAUGCAGGCGAGAAGAAGCAGAGUAAUAAUGUCAGUACAGAGACUCAGCCCAUACAAGCGAAAAGACGCCAACUGGAAGAUCUUAUAAAAAAGGAACAAGCGCAAUCCUCCAAUGUGAAUCGAGAUAUUCAAGCGCCGGAUCAAAAUAGUCAAAAAAGUUCUGGUUCUCAAGCUAGUCACACUAGUACACCUGCAAACAUCUGGCCGGCUUCUGCAGCUGCAGGUGCAGGAGAUUCUAACGAGCACAGUGUAGACGGUAUAUCUACGUCGGAAAAUUUAUUGGACAUUGGUCCACAAACCAUCGCUGCUGAAAAUGGUGGAUUUAACGGAAAUUGGUGGGCCUGUCCUGUGCCACCUCCAACUAUGAAUCAAGGACAACCAGGUUCGGUCGAAUUUUAUCGGCAGUUAUUAUUAGGUUCACAAGCUCAACAAUUGCAAAUGAUGGGUACAACGCUGCACCACUGUUGUCAGCUUUUGUGGGCGCAACAACGCGAGCUGCAAUCCAUGCGCACCGCAAUUACUCAGCUGCAGUUACAAACGAGAUCGCAAAAUCAGACUCCGCAGCGCGCCAAUAAUAUUGAAAAUCAAGAGGAAUACUCGAAUUUGAGUCGCAAUGUUCACAAUCUCGGCGACACGUUGGACGCAACUUUACCGCCCAGUUCGUCCUUGCCGAAUCUUGUGUCUCUACCUAAUUCUUCAGCAGCAUUAUCGCACACUCCGAUAGUUACAUCUAAUUCGCAGCAGCAACAGCAGCAAUUGAACAAUCAAGUACCUCCUGGUAAUAGAGCGAACAACUACUGGGACAAUUUUCGAAGCUAUUCUCGACAAAAUUUGCUAUCAGGAAAUGUAAAGACUAUGACUGAAUCCUCAGCGGCUAUAGCAAAUUCGUCAUCUUCUGCAAAUACAACCAAUACAAGCGGAAGUAGCGUCAACAGUUCGCUAAUAAAAGACAAGCGAAAUCGAGAACAAGGAACUGACAACUUACCUUUGCCAUUAACUGGUGCAGAAGCACAAUAUUCAUUGAAUUUACAAUUGCCAUCGAAUUUACAGCAGCAAGACAGAGAAAAUGCUACUAUUCGUAGUAACAUAAUAGCAAACGAGGUGUCUCAACAAGUCGAUAAUCUUUGGGAGGAAACUCAUAGUUCUUUUCGGAUAUCAUCUGCAACAAAUGAUGACAAUCUUCUUAAUAAUCUAAGUUCAGAGAUGAAAGAGGCGAUCGGUUCACUCAUCGCAGUAAAUAAAAAGCGACCCGAUUAUUUAAUAAUUAUUUUGAAAGAAGUUAAGACCAUCAGCGAGGAUCACAGAUUGCGGUCUCAUUUGUUAAGAACACUACGCGCUUUACAAGACACGCAAACACUGAAUAACCCAUUGAAUGAGGUGUCCGACUUAACUCCAAGUGAAAGUUGCCAAUCUAGCGAUGAAGAUUCGGACGUUGGUGCAAUGCUAGGCUUCUGUUUGGAAAACCAAUCAUCUGGGACUGAAUUGGUUGCAACAUCUCAUGUAGACACGGCCUCUUCUCCAACUUCAUCUCAAGUACCAUUAAUAGAGCAUCUGGAAAUAUCGGGCACAUUUUCACUCGAUUGUGCGAAUGCUCUGCCUUCCACUUCUAACGCCAAAUCCGCUUAUAACGAGGACUUGGCGGAAGCUGAUCAAUCGCGACCUGAUUCUUCAAGAAAUUCUCAUCAAAAACUUUCUACUAAUGAUGUGGAUAACGAAGAAGGGCAAGAAGAAGCAGCAUCUUAUCCGAUUACUGCAGAAGCAGCUAUUCCUGAUCUUGAAGGCCUUGCUGACAAAACUGAAGAUGAAAGAGCAGAGGAUAAUUGCGAAGAACUUGAUAAGUUAUUUACUAGAUUAUAUCAUUAAUCUCUCUCUUUUCUUUCCUCUCUCAUAUUACAUAUUUAUAUAAAUAAUUAUUUAUACUUAAAUGCAAUGAUAAAAAAAAUGACGAUGCAUCUUGACUUCUAAUAAGAUGUUGGCUAACUAGCGCUUCAAAAACAUUAGUCAAUAAAUAAAGUCUUAUAUAGUAAAAAUUGUGAGAAAAAUUUCAGAUCUUUUAAUAUCAUUAUUACUUCUUAUACAUGUUGCUCUUUGUGAUACAUUUAAAAAUUAGAAAAUUAAAAUAUAGAUAUAAGUUUAAAAACGCACAAGAUUUAAAUUAUAAAUUUGCCUAGAGUAAAAAACUUUGUACGUUUAGUAUAACAACUUAAACUAUUAUAAUUUAUUACAUUUUACGAUGU